Messenger RNA from Ziziphus jujuba (common jujube), 2864 nucleotides. RefSeq names its product cation/H(+) antiporter 19. Gene Ontology annotation, biological process: proton transmembrane transport; regulation of pH. The record is from RefSeq and is a predicted model, not a curated record. Gene Ontology annotation, cellular component: endomembrane system; membrane. NCBI's taxonomy places the organism in Eukaryota, Viridiplantae, Streptophyta, Magnoliopsida, Rosales, Rhamnaceae. The transcript has 3 exons. Gene Ontology annotation, molecular function: antiporter activity. The coding region runs from base 230 to 2725 and encodes 831 amino acids.
CCAUCUCUCAUUACCAACCAAGCUGUGAACAAAAUUAUCUCCUAAUUAAUUGAUGAAAGAACCAGCAGCAGCCUAGAUCAAAUAUCAUAAUUAGCAAGCCAAAAUAUUAAAUAAAUCGUGCACACAUAUUAUAUACCUAAAUUACAUUUUCUGCGGUUGAAUGCCGGCCUGUGUGGGCUAGAAAUUGGUCGUCCAUUGGAAAAAGAAUAUUUUAAUCAGGGCAAGGGCGAUGGCGAUGGCGUCGCCGGCCAACGGAACGGUUUGCCCGGCCCCCAUGAAGGCGACAUCCAAUGGGGCGUUUCAAGAUGAAAAUCCACUGGAUUACGCCCUUCCUCUUCUCAUCGUCCAGAUCUGUUUGGUGGUUGCUUUUACCAGAAUCCUUGCUCUUAUUCUCAAACCGAUCAGGCAGCCAAGAGUCAUAGCAGAAAUCAUUGGAGGCAUAUUGCUUGGACCUUCUGCACUGGGGCGAAACCAGAAAUAUAUGGAUACCAUAUUCCCAAAGAAGAGCAUGACGGUUCUGGACACUCUGGCCAACAUUGGUCUGCUAUUCUUCUUGUUCCUGGUGGGGCUAGAGCUGGAUGUGCGCACUCUUCGGCGCACAGGCCACAAGUCCUUAGGAAUAGCCGUAGCCGGCAUCACCCUCCCUUUCGUCCUUGGCAUUGGCACCUCCUUCGUUCUCCGCAGCACCAUCUCGGAAGGAGUCAGCCAAGCCCCAUUUCUCGUCUUCAUGGGCGUCGCCUUAUCCAUCACCGCCUUCCCUGUUCUGGCCCGCAUACUAGCCGAGCUCAAACUCCUCACCACCGACGUUGGCCGCAUUGCAAUGUCCGCGGCUGCCGUCAACGACGUCGCCGCCUGGAUACUCCUGGCCCUCGCUAUUGCUCUCUCCGGCGACAACACUUCUCCUGUCGUCUCCUUGUGGGUCCUGCUCACGGGGGCUGCGUUUGUGGCCUUUGCUGUUUUGGUGCUGAGACCCGUCCUGGCAGCCAUGGCUCGACGCUCUCCCGAGGGCGAACCCGUGAAGGAGCUCUACAUUUGCAUCACCUUAUCCAUGGUUUUGGCAGCAAGCUUUGCCACCGAUACCAUCGGUAUACACGCCCUCUUCGGUGCUUUUGUGGUGGGCGUGGUGGUACCAAAGGAUGGGCCCUUUCCUGGGGUUUUGAUCGAGAAGUUGGAGGAUCUUGUCUCCGGGCUCUUCUUGCCUCUUUACUUCGUCUCCAGUGGGCUCAAGACCAACGUUGCCACCAUACGCGGAGCAACUUCGUGGGGCCUGCUGGUUCUCGUCAUUUUCACUGCUUGCUUUGGCAAGAUUCUUGGCACAUUUAGCGUAUCCAUGAUAUUUAAGGUACCGUUCAGAGAAGCCCUGGCACUGGGAUUCCUCAUGAACACCAAAGGCCUGGUCGAGCUAAUUGUCCUCAACAUUGGAAAGGACAGAAAGGUUUUAAACGACCAGACUUUUGCCAUCUGUGUUUUGAUGGCUUUGUUCACCACCUUCAUCACCACCCCAAUUGUGAUGGCAGUUUAUAAGCCAGCUCGAAAGGGAGCGCCAUACAAGCACCGAAGCAUUAGGCGCAAAGAAGCUGAUACAGAACUCCGAAUGCUGGCCUGCUUCCACAGCACGCGAAGCAUCCCUACCAUGAUCAAUCUGAUAGAAUCCUCUCGAGGAACCAGAUCAAAACGAGGAGGACGGCGGCUCUGCGUAUACGCCAUGCACCUGAUGGAGCUGUCGGAGCGAUCAUCGGCCAUCUCAAUGGUUCACAAAGCACGCAACAACGGCCUCCCAUUCUGGAACAAGAAACGGGAUAGCAACGACCAGAUGGUGAUAGCAUUCGAGGCCUACCAGCAGCUCAGCAGCGUCUCCGUCCGCCCCAUGACUGCAAUAUCCGCUCUCAACAACAUCCACGAGGACAUUUGCACCAGCGCCCAUGCCAAGCGUGCUGCCAUCAUCCUCCUCCCUUUCCACAAGCAUCAAAGGCUCGAUGGAGCCAUGGAGUCGUUUGGACGCUCCUUCCAAGAGGUCAACGAGCGUGUCCUCCGACAUGCCCCUUGCUCCGUCGGAAUUCUCGUUGACCGUGGCCUCGGAGGCACCACCCACAUCUCCGCAAGCGAUGUUUCUUACAAGGUCGUCGUUCCCUUCUUCGGCGGCCCCGAUGACCGCGAAGCCCUUGCCUACGGGAUGAGGAUGGCUGAGCAUCCCGGCAUCGUGCUCACUCUUGUUAGGUUCGUUGCCCCUCCGGGAAAGUCUUUAAGAUUCGGCGUCCGCUUGGUCGGUAUCACCGCCAACAGGGACAAGAAAUUAAUACUGGAUGAUGAUCAAUUCAAAGAUGACGAUGACAAGGCCGAGGACGAGGCAUUGCUGUCGGAGUUCACGAGCCAACGCAGCAGCGGUAACGUCGGCGCCAAGGAAGAGCACUCCAUGUUAUACGAGGAAAGACUUGUCGAAAGCAAGGCCGAAAUCGUGGGCGUUUUGAAAUCCAUGAACAAAAGCAAUCUCUUUAUAGCAGGAAGAAUGCCCCCUACAGCGCCCUUGAUAGACAUAACCGACUGUCCCGAGUUAGGGCCCGUCGGCAGCUUCUUAGCCUCUUCCGAAUUCUCCACCACAGCGUCCAUUGUUGUGAUUCAUCAAUACAACUCCACCGCAGACCACCAUCCACUUGUCGUGGACGAACAAGAAGAUAACUCUUGUGAAAAUGAAAUGUCCGACACUUCUGUUGCUGCAAUCGUAUGAGACACGUGAUCGAUCUGUAUAUUUGACAAUUACGUACAUACUUACAUAUAUAUGACUUGUAUCAUUUUUUAAUUUAGUUUGUAUUGUACGAUUAAUCAAUGAGAAAAUUGCACAUUGAUCAUUUAGUAGCUAACCAUUC